Messenger RNA from Lacerta agilis (Sand lizard), 1669 nucleotides. RefSeq names its product casein kinase 2 alpha 2 (gene CSNK2A2). Gene Ontology annotation, molecular function: ATP binding; protein serine/threonine kinase activity. NCBI's taxonomy places the organism in Eukaryota, Metazoa, Chordata, Lepidosauria, Squamata, Lacertidae. Gene Ontology annotation, biological process: protein phosphorylation; regulation of chromosome separation. The record is from RefSeq and is a predicted model, not a curated record. Gene Ontology annotation, cellular component: nucleus; cytosol; protein kinase CK2 complex. Bases 579 to 1220 code for a protein of 213 amino acids. The transcript has 11 exons.
GCCGAGGAGGCCAAGGCCGCCGCCGCCGCCGCCCUUUCCGGGUCCGCUGCGGCGGCGCUCCGAAGGAAGCCAGGGAGUGCCGUCCGCGUACCGGCCGGCCUGGCGCCGCUCUUCCCCGUGACCGCCCCGCUGGUGCUGCUGCUGCUGGGCCGCCGCCAGCAUCGCCGGUGUUGGGGCUACCGCUACUACUCCGCCCCGCCACAGCCGCCGCCUUGCCUCGUCUCCCGGCCCCUCCUCGCCGCCGCCGCCGCCCGCUGCCGGUCGCCGCCCGCCCCCGCCAUGCCCGGCCCGGCCGCCGGGAGCCGGUCCCGCGUCUACGCCGAAGUCAACAGCUUGAGGAGUCGCGAGUACUGGGACUACGAGGCGCACGUCCCCACCUGGGGCCAGUGAAGAAAAAGAAGAUAAAACGAGAAGUUAAGAUUCUGGAGAACCUGCGAGGUGGAACAAACAUCAUUAAACUGAUUGACACUGUCAAGGAUCCAGUGUCAAAGACUCCAGCUCUAGUGUUUGAAUACAUCAAUAAUACAGAUUUCAAGCAACUGUACCAGAUCCUGACAGACUUUGAUAUCCGGUUUUAUAUGUAUGAAUUGCUCAAGGCCUUGGAUUACUGUCACAGCAUGGGAAUCAUGCAUAGAGAUGUCAAACCUCAUAACGUCAUGAUAGACCACCAACAGAAAAAGUUGCGGCUCAUAGACUGGGGCUUGGCAGAAUUCUACCAUCCAGCUCAGGAAUACAACGUCCGUGUGGCCUCGAGGUACUUCAAAGGGCCAGAGCUCCUCGUGGACUACCAAAUGUACGACUAUAGCUUAGACAUGUGGAGCUUAGGCUGUAUGCUGGCCAGCAUGAUCUUCCGAAAAGAACCUUUCUUCCAUGGUCAAGACAACUAUGACCAGUUGGUUCGCAUUGCAAAGGUUCUGGGUACAGAUGAAUUAUAUGGUUAUCUGAAGAAGUACCACAUAGAACUGGACCCCCACUUCAAUGAUAUCUUGGGACAGCAUUCACGGAAACGUUGGGAGAACUUUAUCCAUAGUGAAAAUAGACACCUGGUCAGUCCCGAAGUCUUGGAUCUUCUGGACAAACUUCUACGAUAUGACCAUCAACAGAGGUUGACAGCCAAAGAAGCUAUGGAGCACCCCUAUUUCUAUCCAGUUGUGAAGGAGCAGGCCCAGCCCAGCUCCGACAGCCCCGUGCUCUCCAGUGGCCUCACAGCAGCACGAUGAAGUUUGGGGGAACGACGGGUCUGUCUGGUGCUGUUCUCCCAAUUUUCCAUAAGCAGAACAAGAACCAAAUCAAACGUUUUAAUCUGCUUGUGUACAGAGAUGGUGGUGUGCAGCUUCCAGAUGUCGUCAUCCGAGUGGCAGGUUACGGGAGCAAGGACUGCGGCAGUAGCGGCAGCUGAUGGGAUCGAACAGCAUAUAAAAACACAAACCUUAACUUCUGUCUUUGACUUCCUGUUGACCUCUUCCUGACCAAGAAAGCAUGGGAAAUGUGAAGGGUAUGCAAAACGGCUGUUGGCUCAGGUGACCUCCCUGAACCCAGCCCAGUGUAUGGUGUUCUGACCACCUGGCUCCUGUUUUGAGGGCUGGGGGAGGAGGGUGGGCCUGUGGCAUGAUGGACAGUUCUAUAUUAAGAUAAUUAUAUAUUAUUGAAUAAAAGUUUUAAAAGUAAA